UCGGCCGAGAGCCGUCGAGGAACUCGAGUUGCAUGCGAAUUUCGGUGCCCGCGACACGCGCACGAGGUCUCGAUAACCACCUCAGGCUGGUCGCAUCCGCACUUACGCAAGAAAAAAAAAGUAAUACUUCCGUGCCGCGAAACACGUCGAUAGAAUUGAUGACAGAGCCUGAAACCUGGCGAGUUCCUUCCGCCAGACCGCUCGAAAUGGAAAUUCUCCGGUCUGGCAAACUGGCGGGGUAACGUCUCGAAUUUUUUCACGUAAAAAAUUUGCAUGUGAAAAUGAGGCGUCGGACGCAGCCACGAUUAAUCGUGGCCUAAACCGUGGGCAGGCUCGACUCUGAAAGUUCGCUCGUGCGAAAGGGAAUCCAAAGGAAAGGCGGACGUGACUCGACUGAUAGGCGCGGGACCGACGAACUUGGGGUUACUAGUGAAUUUCCGGGGGAUACGGUGCUGCGUGCUGGUGACAGGAAGAGAUCGAUCUUUAAGCAUCUCCAGCCCCCGACUUGCGUUGGACGAUAGAAAACGUACGUCUAUCGAUCAAUCGAACAGUAUGCUCGAUGAACAAGUAAUUAACGGACACGUUUCAAAUCGAUGUGUAUCGUUAAAAAAAAAUCAGUGACUACGGUCCAUCGAUCGUUACGUAAUUCGCAUAAAGUACCCGUGGGAGAAUAAUUUUCAAAGGCCGGACAAAUUUUUUUCCGUAACUGAAAUUUUGCCGGCCGCAUUUAGAAAACGAGCGCGGACGUCGGCACUAUCGGGAAUUCCACGGAGACCGCCUGAAAAUUUUCUAUUGUGUUUGCGAAAUCGCCCCGCGCUGACGUACGAAGCAUGACGCGGCGGACUGCCGAAUGUGUUCGGUGAAGGACUUAGGAAGGACCCAGUCUCGCGGAAGUUAGUCUGCACGAGGGUUAAUGUUCCUGUCUCUCCAACUAGAACGACGGGGAGAACACACCAAGUUGGCCAAGCAUGAACGAGGGAAGAUCCGGCGCGACGGCCACCCGGAAAAUUUUCAUAGAGUUCACAUCGCAGGGAUUUCGCGUUCGAUAAAUUCCUAGUUGCAGAACAAAGGGAAAUGUCGGCCGACGUGAGAGCUGGUCGACCCACCAUGCCAACGAUUCCGCACUCCAAAAGGCCUACAAUCUUGGUGUAUCCUACGGUUACGCCGGAGAGCAUAAUCAUACCCAUCGUGUCCUGUAUUCUGGGGUUUCCGUUGCUGGCGCUGAUGGUAAUUUGCUGCCUACGGAGGAGAGCGAAGCUCGCCAGGGAGCGAGCCCGGCGAAGAAACUGCGAUUUGGAUCACGGCGCAUUGAGCCUCGUCCGUUUCAGCCCGGUACAUCGCCUAGCUGGCGUCGAUCGACCGGCACGUACGGUGUCCUUGAGGGGCGAUCGAGGAUCCCGCGCCUUCUCAUCCCUGGAGCUGGACACCGUCGUCGAGGAGCGUUCAGAUCCCGAGCAGAGCACGGCCCUUGAAUUGAGCAGUCCCGAUUAGCAUCCGGCUUCGGCGCCGUCGAGGUCCCCGCGACCAUCAAAGUCCUUGGCGGUGCCAGAGGACCGCAGUCCGUUAUGGACGGCUUUGACACACGCUAAUGCGGUCUCCGCGGCGCUGGGAGAUACCUAGCAGGAGGUGGAUGACGGCGGCUUAAUCGAAGCUCUCGUCCUGGAUCUGCCAAUCAUUUACUGACCGGCCGCACUCUGGAAAUAGACGUCUUGGUGGAGCAUCGGAAGGAAGCUGGACAUCCUUACUCAAGCACUACCAUAUCGCGCGGGAUAUCAGAAAAAUAUACGAUGCGUCGAGAGAAGUAAAUAAAACCAAGUUUACAACAGGAUGAUGUUGAAAAAGUGGAGCAUCGUGCGGCCGGCCUCUUAAUACGAAUGUACGUGUGUACGUAGACCGCGACUGAACAAUUGCGACCGACGUGAAAUUUUAUACCGUUUGCUCGCGACGCCGGCGAGUAGAGCUUUUUACACAAUAGUUACAAUCCUAGACGUAUCCCGGUCACCGUAGGAUGUAGCUGGUCUACAAGACUAAAGCAUCGAUGUAAGUAGAUUUUUCAUUGAUGUACAAACGAAAUUACAUGAAUAAAGUUAUUCGUGGCUGUA
Molecule: messenger RNA, 2102 nt
Organism: Vollenhovia emeryi
Lineage: Eukaryota; Metazoa; Arthropoda; Insecta; Hymenoptera; Formicidae
Exons: 5
Coding region: 1075-1491 (138 amino acids)
Source: RefSeq, a predicted model, not a curated record